Molecule: messenger RNA, 1750 nt
Organism: Lycium barbarum (goji berry)
Lineage: Eukaryota; Viridiplantae; Streptophyta; Magnoliopsida; Solanales; Solanaceae
Product: disease resistance protein Roq1-like
Exons: 3
Biological process (GO): defense response
Molecular function (GO): ADP binding
Source: RefSeq, a predicted model, not a curated record
UUUUUUUGGCGGAUCACCAGAACUCCAACACAACUCAUGGCUUCCAAAUAUGAAUCCUUCAGAAAAUGGAAAUAUGAUGCUUUCUUGAGUUUUAGAGGGGAAGAUACCCGCAAUAACUUUGUCGCUCAUCUUUACAAAUGUUUAGAAGACAGAAGAAACAAGACAUUCAAGGACGAUGAGAAACUUCAAAGAGGAAAAUUCAUUUCAGCAGAGCUCUCGGAAGCCAUUGAGGAGUCAAGAACUGCCAUUAUCAUCUUCUCUGAGAACUAUGCUUCAUCCAAAUGGUGCUUGGAGGAGCUCGCGAAGAUCAUGGAGUGCAUAAACAAGAAGGGUCAGGAAGCCAUCCCAGUCUUCUAUAAGGUUGAGCCAUCAGAUGUACGCAUGUAGAGAAAUAGCUUUGCUAAAGCACUGGCCAAGCACGAGGCAGAUCUCAAGGGUACUGAUUUGGAGAAGUUGCAGAGGUGGAAGGACGCUCUACGUGACGCAGCCAUUAUAUCAGGAUGGGAUGUUCGCAAAACUGCCAAUGGCUACCGAAAAGCAUUUAGUGGGAAUCGAAGCUCGAAUUGGUGGAGUGGAGUCGCUGUUGGGAGUUGGAUCAGGCGGUGUUCGUUUUCUCGGAAUCUGGGGCAUGGGUGGCGUGGGGAAGACAACUAUUGCUAGAAAACUUUAUGACAAGAUUUCUCAUCAGUUUCAGAGGUCUUGUUUUCUUGAAAAAGUUCGAGAUGAAUCAAAGAUGAAUGGGCUGAAGCACUUGCAGAGAACACUCCUUUCAAGAAUCUCAAAUGGUAAAUCAGUUGAAAUACAAGGUGUUUUUGAAGGAGCGAGCAGGAUUAAAGAUAAUCUUUGUCUCGGGAAUGUCUUAAUUGUUUUUGAUGACGUGGAUGAUGAGCACCAAUUGGAGAAUUUAGUUGGAAUGCCUGACUGGUAUGCUGAUGGUAGUAGAAUCAUUAUAACAACUAGAGACAGUGAUUUACUUUGUGAAAACAGCCAAUUAUAUCCUGUCUCUGAAUUGUCUAAGCAGGAGGCUCUUGAACUUUUUAGUUUGCAUGCCUUUCAGAAACGAUCGCCGGAUAUAGAGUUUCUCAAUCUCUCCAAGUCCGUAGUAGAUUAUGCUAAAGGCUUACCCUUAGCUCUUAAGGUCCUGGGAAGUUUUCUCUACAAACGAGGUGUAACUGAGUGGAGAAGUACUUUAGAUAGACUCAAAGACACUGGGAACAAAGAUGUUAUUGAGCAGCUCCGCCUGAGUCUAGAUGGAUUGACCCCCAAAGACAAGAAUAUAUUUCUUGAUGUUGCUUGUUUCUUUAGAGGAAAAAGGGAAGAUUAUGUGAUAGAAAUACUAAAAAGUUUUGGUUUGAAUCCAGAGAUAGGAAUAGCUGUCCUUGCUAAAAGAUCACUUUUAUAUAUUUCAGAAGGAAGGAUUGAGAUGCAUGAUUUGAUAGAACAAAUGGGUCAACAAGUGGCACGUGAUGGUGAACAGGACAUGCCAUGGAAUCACACUAGACUAUGGCAUGAAAAAGAUAUAAAAACUGUUUUUUCUAUAAAUCAGAGGGCAGAGUCAGUUAGAGGUAUAGCUGUACCAACUGGCUUAGACCGACAUAUAUGCAAGUUUAGCAAAGCUUUCAGAAACAUGCCUUGUCUUAGGUUACUCAUGGUCAAAGGGGAGGAAGUCCGACGGCAUGAUCCUAUUGCUGAACCUAUUAAGCAUCUGCCCAGUAGCUUGAUAUGGCUUGAUUGGAGAUACUACAUGUCA